GAAACUGUUGUGGUUUUAUUCCAAUUUUUUUUUUUUUCUAAGAUUUUAGCCUGAAGAGCUAAAACAUGGAGGAUUGCGAAGAACUGACUUUAACCAAAAUUUACAUGGCUAGAAUGAGGAUGAAAAAACUAUUUCAGCCUACUCCGUGCCUGAUGACCUGUUUUGGAGUUGAUGUCGGAAUUCAUGUCCUCUUGAAAGAGGAGAAUCUUUCCCCAACCGGCAGUUACUUUGACAGAGCAGUUCUUAACUCUCUCUUAGUUUUACCAGAGGAUCAGAAACGUCGAGGAGUUAUCACGGCGUCAGAAUCCUGGCCCUUUAUCCGAGCACUGUUCUAUUACGGACCCAAACUCGGGGUACCCUUGACAGUAGUAGUCCCCGAACGAAGUAAAAUUCAGGAACAGUUGUUGAGCAAACCUGGAAAGAACAUUGUGAGCUGUGGGAGAGAUUUCGAUGAGGCAAAGAAGUACGCGGAGGAGGUUGGAAGGGGCGUUAGACUGGAAUAUAUAGAUAGUGACCACAGCCCCACCAUGCUAGUUGGUCUGGGUACCCUGGGGCUCGAGAUCCUAGAACAAUGUAACUGUAACUUGGACGCAGUCGUCGUUCCUGAAAGUGACGCAAACCUUGUUAGAGCGUUAAGAUAUUCUAUAAAAAGUAUUUUCCCCCUCAUCAAAGUAAUGGGUAUACAGGUUAAGGACAAAGAGCGGAAAAGAGACUCGACUGAUGCUUUAAACAAUGCACUUGAAAUCAGUGACGCGGACCUCUUAAGGACAGUUUUGCGAGUUUUGGCAGAGAAAGGUGUCCUUCUCAGUAAAGAGGGGGUGUCAGGAUUAGCGGCUGUGUUGGCCGGGAAACUUGCCCAGCUAAGAAAUGGACCGCGCGUAGUGGUGGUCUCUUGCGAGUCCUGGUUACCCAGUCUUCUACAGUUGGAACAACUCACCAAUUAA
Messenger RNA from Stylophora pistillata, 944 nucleotides. RefSeq lists its product as uncharacterized. The record is from RefSeq and is a predicted model, not a curated record. NCBI's taxonomy places the organism in Eukaryota, Metazoa, Cnidaria, Anthozoa, Scleractinia, Pocilloporidae. Gene Ontology annotation, biological process: L-threonine catabolic process; L-serine catabolic process. Gene Ontology annotation, molecular function: threonine deaminase activity; L-serine ammonia-lyase activity.